Messenger RNA from Gryllus bimaculatus (two-spotted cricket), 5375 nucleotides. The record is from the annotation of a GenBank genome assembly. Lineage: Eukaryota; Metazoa; Arthropoda; Insecta; Orthoptera; Gryllidae.
GGAGCCAAGCGGAAGGGCCACAGCGGAGGCAGAGCGGAGCCAAACAGCGGGCAGAGCCGGAGCCAGAGCGGAGCCAGAGCGGAGCCAGAGGCGGAGCCAGAGCGGAGCAAGCGGAGCCAGAAGCGGAGCACAGCGGAGCCACAGCGGAGCCACAGCGGAGCCACAGCGGAGGCCACAGCGGAGCCACAGCGGAGCCAGAGUCGCGGAGCCACAAAGCGAGAGCAGAGCGGAGCCAGAAGCGGAGCCAGAGCGGAGCAAGAGCGGAGCCACCAGCGGCAGCCAGAGCCGGAGACAGAAGCGGAGCACGAGCGGAGCCAGAGCGGAGCCAGAGCGGAGCCAGAGCGGAGCAAGAGCGAGCCAGAGCGGAGCCCAGAGCGGAGCCACAGGGAGCAGGCGGAACCACAGCGGAGCCACAGCGGAGCCACAGCGAGCACAGCGGAGCACAGCGGAGCCACAGCGGAGCCACAGUCGGAGCAGAGCGGAGCCACAGCGGAGACCAGAGGGAGCCAAGCGAGCCAGAGCGGAGACCAAGAGCGGAAGCAGAGCGGAAGCCAGAGCGAAGCCACAGCGGAGCAAAGCGGAGCCACGCUCCCUCAACCAACCAAGCGGCUGCUAGACCCGCAAAUCACGAACGCGAGAAGACUUGCGAAUGCGGGCGCGGGGUCCCCCACGUCACCAGGAAGCGCGCUCCUCGUGGGCUGGGCGGAUUUCCCAGCACUUCGGUAUAUAAGCACCGACUGCCCCGCUACCAGCACCACGGCUGCGGCUACCAUGGCGACUUCCUUCCCCGCGGUACUUCUAAAGACUUUUCUCCUGAUGACUUUGCUGGGCUUAGUUGUAACACAGUAUCGUUCAGGGUACUUGCCAAAACGACCAGUUGUCUACCCACGAUUCCUGGGUGAUGAAGAUGCCACAAUUGAUAAUCGUUUUGGUGGAGCAGCUACUACAGAUGGAUCGCUAAUUCAAGAUCAAGAUAUUCCUAAAGGAUAUGACCCGCAAAUGUGGAGGACAGUUGCCUCUUGGCCAAAGGAUAAACAGCCCUAUUGGUUUGUGAAUGCAAAACGCCCCAAUGCUGAGAAAUAACAUUCUUCCAAACAUUUUGUUUCACACUAACCAAUCUUUGUUGUAUUUAAAUAAAAUGCAAAAUAUUAUUUUUGCUUUUAAUUUAAUCCAUAUUGUUCAUGCUAUAGCAGCCUUCCUUCAUUUCAGUUUCCUUCUGAAUUAUUACUUCUAACGUUUGAUUUUAUUGACACAAGAGAUAUCAGGAAGAACACCCUGGCCAUAGUCACAUGUAAUUUUUAUACAUGUAAAGAAUUUUUUAAAAAAAGGACUUUCAUAACAAAGGUAAUUUGGUGACAUAAUUGGCAAUCAAGCACUUAUAAAACAAUAAACUCAACAUUCUUCCCUUCUGGUGUGCAUCUCCACACAUCUUCCACAAUUCUCUCCUCUGGUACCUUCAGAAUAAUAUGGAAAGUUCAAAGAAUAACACACCUUUUAAAUAGAAGUGUCAGUAGGAAUUUGAAGAGUAAAAUAAAAACAAGAUUCAUAAUCAGAGUAGUUACAUUCAUCACAGUCCUCAAAUACAGCGAAAAGCAUUUAGCUUAUAAAAUUGUAUAAAUCAUUCACUCCUUAUAGGGAAAGAGUACACACUGAUGUAUGCUAUUAAAAGGUGACGUUACAUACACUAAUUACACAUUGUAACAAAAAUUUGCAUUUGAAGAAAAGGAAAUGAUCUGCUAAUCUUCACUGGUACAAUACACCAUACCAACUAGCAAGAUGCAAUUUUUAAAGCAACAAAAACAAUCACUUCAAUGGCCUUUUCAAAAGACUUUUACUGAAGAAAAAGAGUCUUUUGUUGAAGUGAAGAUAAUCCUUUCUCAAACCACACCUAACCUCUGCACACACAGAGAAGAUCUGCACAAAGUUGUUAUGUACACAGUGAAGAAUCAUGAAUAUGUGUACUGCUAAUAUGAGAAGAAAAAAAAAGGUGUAUUUUUAUGCACAAUUCAGCAAAAAAAGUUAAAGCAAUGCCACCAUAAAUAAAACUAGAUUCACAAAAUUUGUAAUAGAAUGUCAGCUCUCAAUGUACCUGUCCAUAGUCAUAUAUAUUCAUAUUACAGAGUAGGUACUCUAUUUUACAUUCGUAUAUCAUCUUAAGAAAAUUAAUGACUGUUUCACUUUCUUCAUAUUGCGAUAACAAAAUUUCAAAAUGAGAUAUACAUUAAAUAUAAUAAAAAAUGUUCACAAACCAGAUUGUCUUUCACAUGCUAGUUUCUAUAUUAACAACUGAACAAAAAGUCAGUUCAGAACCAUGUGUAAUCCCUCGUGUAAUCCCUCAAAUAAAGUAUGUGAAAAGAAUUAUCCAAUCCUAAAAUCAAAGGUAAAAUGUUUGAAGUGUCUUUUUACAGACAUUACAGAAAUAGUAAUAUUAGUAGUAGUAGUAGUAACAAUAAUAAUGAUUAUGAUAAUAAUAAGAAAGAUCCGUUCCAUAAUAUUCACACAACUGUCAUAACAUUCACUUAACCAGCAAAUGCAUUAAUAUCGUAAUGUAAGUAUUGUAUUGAAGAUUAAGGUGAGAUCAUCCAAACAAAAUAAUUUCAUUCCAUCAUCUAAUGAUUAACCAAAACUUAUUAAUUUGGUGCAUUUAACAAGUCAGGUUUCAAGCUGACUUACUACUUCAUUACCUCCUCUGAAACCUUAGGAAGCAUACAAAUACAAUUUUUUGAUAAAUUAUUGUUCAUCACAAUCUUCUAAGAAUUAUUAAUAAUAACAAUAAUGUCCUAAAAACACUUUAUGAACUAUUGUUUUACCGAGGUGUUAAUCAAACUGGAAAAAUUAUAGUGCAUUAUAAAUUAAAAUUUUAAUAGUUUCAGAUUUGAAUUUUUAUUCUGAUGCUAUUUUGAAGCCUAUUUCAGGAUCUGAACACUUUCUUUUGCUUAAAAAUAGACACUUGCAAUCAAAAAAGAUUGUUCAAAGGAUUAACAUUUCUGUUGACCAAAACUCAGAAUACUUUUUAAUGGGACACAGGAAAACUUGAAAAGAUGAGGGCAGUAUAGAAUCACAACUCGUUACAUAGUCAGUUCAGUGUGUUCCAACAAAUUGUAAGAUCACUUUUAUUAAGGCCUCUCUGAAAGUAUUCUACUGGGGUGAAAACUGCAGUAAUUUGUCUUGCAUAGUUUAUAAUAAAAUGAAAUUUGAGAAAGGAAAAGUAUUUAUCAUUCUCUUUGGCUUGUAAAUAGGAGUGUGGAAACAUGGUUCUUUACAGUACACAUACGCAUAAAAAUUGUCUGGCUUGUAGCAAAAUAACAUCCAUAAAAAAGUUUCAGUAUCAAACACUACAAAUGCACAUUAUCUUAUAUAAUAGUUCAAUAAAGAACUAGUUAGUGAAGUGAUUAUUCUAUGUAAUACAUAUACAACAGUUAAAUACUGUACUCUAUGCUUUAAUUUAGUUUAGUGUACAAUAGUAAACAAAUAUUUUAAAAAAAUACAGUUCAAACAUUAUCCACUGAAUGAACUCAAAUUUUAAUGCGAUACAAUUAAGGUACUAAUAUAAAAUCUAUAAAACAAUUUCAUGGAAUGCAGUAAAUAAACUAUUCAACUACACAACAAAAAUAAACAAUUUUUGAAAUUCACAGACAAAUCUUACAAAAGUAGGAAUUUUUAAAAACUUGAAUUACCAAAUAUGACAAUUUGUCCUCUCAGGACAUUUUAAUACUAUUUUUAGGCCUCAAGAGAAAUUACUAUCAUAUCGAAUCAAAUGUUGGACAUUUCAUUACCUGAGCUUGCUUUAAGAGGAAUGAAGACAUUGAAACUAUGCAGCACACAUGGCUUUUCAGCACAAGAACCACAACCAUUUGAGACAGAAAAACAAUUUUUUUUUUUUUUGUGACAACUCAGUGAUCUCCAGAGAACCAUAAGACCAGUUUUAUAAAUAUUCCAGUUUUGUAAUCCAAAUAUCAUAGCAAACAUUAAAAUUAUAUUCUUGAUUUGAAAAUAACAUUGUAUCAUUAAAUGAUAUUUCCUAGAUAUGAUAAAAAUUAACAAAUUUUUUCAACAUAUUUCACACACCAGUGUUUUGUGAUGCUUAUGACCACUGAAUGGGAAUGUGCAUGGUAUAAAGAGUGUUCAGGAAUUUAAAUAAUUUUCAGUAUAUUCUGAACAAUAUAAUUCGAAUUAUUUCAUAAUAAAAUCUGAUUUUAAAGUGGAAUCCACUAAGUGAAUAAAACAACAACUACUGUAAUACAAUUAAAGGAAAUAUUUAUAAUAUUAAGAGAGUGCGUCAAACAUCAAUAAUCAAGAGCAAUUUAUAUUGAUAUACCACAAUUUAUAUAUUCCUUGUAACUUUUCUUACAAGGAAAUAUAAUAAGAUUAAUUACAUAAUGGCUUGACCACAAUAUUUGCUUAUUAUAUCAAUUAUACGAAUCUUUUCUUUUGAUAGACCAUGAAAGUAAUUGCCUUGAAAGUUAGGAUCCCAAUUAGUCUACAGCAAUAAUUAACACACAUGAAGCUCUCAACAAAGCCAUUAAAUGUUUCUUGGCAAUCCAUUAGUAUACAUAUUUGGCUUGACAUUUCAAGAUCACAUCAACAUUUGAAGCACUUAUACAGCAAUAUUUUUUUCUCACAGAUAAAUGGUUUACAAAAUUCACAACUUGUUCAAGUUACAUUAUAAAAAACAUUCAACAUGAAACAGUUGAAUGCAUUUAAUAACAAUUAUAGCAAAGUGUCGAAGAUUGAAUAUUUAUUUUAAGGUAUUUUUGAACACACUUUUUUAUUUUGAAAGUUUAAAUUAAGGAUAUUAAAAUUAAGGUGUAAUUCCUUGUGCACAAAUGACAAAUGCAAAUAAUUGGGAAUAAUGGAAUGUUUUGAAAAACAAGAUGCAUCUAAUGGGUUACUUCAUCUGAUACCCUUAUACUUAGCUUUCACUUGAAUUGGAAUCCUUGGAAGGCCAAUGAACUCAUAAAUUCAAAAAGAAAACAAAAGAUUUGCAGAAAAGGACUGUGUGUGGGAAGCACUAAAUGAUCCACAACUUUCAAUGAAAUAAAGUUUUUUCGAUAUUGUUUUCUGCACAAGAAGACAUAUAUGCAGAACAAACUGCACAUCAGAAUGUACAACAUUUAACAGUUACCUUCAGCAGUCAAUAAAUACUUGCAGAAUCUAGCCAGUAUUAGGAAAACAAAUACAAACAUUUUGAGCUGACCAAUUCCCAAACUAUCUACAAAUACAAGUUAAUAGAACCUCUGACUGUAACUUCACCUUUGACUUGCUAUAUUCACUAUUACACAAAAUACAGCUCAGUGGGCUGUCUGAUAGUCAUUUAUUCUCAAGCUAUUCUUCAUCUAUCAGUCUUAUCAUUGCCACAUUUAACAGUUGCAGUA